AUGUCGAAUAACAACCUUGUUGAAACACCGGCCAAUGCGACGGGGUACAUACCAUCAACGACAUUAACCCCGUUUGCCACCUCAAAUAUAGCCGGGAAUACCAAUAUAAAUACGAAUAUUAGCCCCUCUACCUCUUCGGAUAACACUGGGGCUGCUAGUACUACCGCGGACUCGAAUCUCAACCCCCGCAGUUGUGUGACCUGUCGUCGCCGCAAGGUACGCUGUAACAAAACGGAGCCAUGCUCCAACUGUGUCAAAGCCGGCAUUGAAUGCAUCUUCCCUGGUCCCGGUCGUGCGCCAAGGAAACCGCGGCGGUCGCCCGAUGUUGAGUUAUUGUCGCGAUUGAGGAGGUUGGAAGGCGUCGUUGAGAGUCUGGGGGGAACAGAGGCGAUUGAGAAGCUGAUUGCGGCGAGAUUGACGGAUAAUCCAUCGGCGAUCGACAACAAUAAUAAUAACACCCCAAAUCCGUCCGGGCCGCCUGGUGUUGAGAAUAAAACUGGACAGGCAGUCUGGAGUUUAGAUUCUACGCAAAAGAAUGAAGUGCACCAGGAGUUGGGACGCUUGGUCAUUGAUGAUUCAAAGAGCGUUUAUAUGAGUGAUCGCAUGUAUACCAGUCUCGGCACUCAGAUCGAGGAACUGGAGCAAAUUCUUGAAUCCCCCAGCGAAGAAGAUGUCGAAAACGAGACUUCGCCCGAAGACUCGUCGCAAUCACCCAAUAGCCGCAACCACGAUGGCUUUCUGUUCGGAUACAGCUCGCUCGCCCAUAGUUUGCGCAACUACCAUCCUACCCCGACACAAGCAUUUAUUCUGUGGAAAACAUAUGAGCAGAAUGUGGCUCCCUUAUUGAUGGUCGUCCACAAACCGACUGUUCGCAAUCUGAUAAUCAAUGCAGCUAUGAACGGAGAUUCCCUAGAUAAAAGCAACGAGGCACUUGUUUUUGUUAUUUAUCUUGCCGCUGUCAUUAGCAUGCCUCCAGAGCAAUGUCUCGCAGAAUUAGGAGAUGACCGUGAUACUACAAUAAGUCGAUUCCGCUUUGCGACUGAGCAGGCUCUUGCAAGAGCAAACCUGCUGAAUUCGCUGAAUAUAAAUCUACUACAGGCUGCGGUUCUGUUCACCUCGUGUGUCCACAGACUUGAUCACAAUCGAUUUGUCUGGACAAUGGCUUCUGUUAUACUUCGACUGGCGACUGGUCUGGGCCUUCACCGCGACGGGACUCAUUUUGGGCUGAGCCCAUUUGAGACCGAAAUGCGCCGUCGAUUAUGGUGGCAUAUAGUCAUUGCGGAUGUGCGCACGUCGGAGGAUCACGGCACCGAUCCCAUGAUUAACGAAUGGAUGUACGACACGAGGAUGCCCCUCAAUAUUAACGAUGACGAUAUCAACCCAGAAUCCAAGACCUUUCCUCCCGAGCGCGCUGCAUUUACGGAUAUGACUUUUACCCUGAUUCGGUGCCAUGUUUCGAAAAACUAUCGCCACUUGAUUCAUAUCCCCCUGGGAAAAAACUCGGUCGCGCCAACUUUGGAGGAUCGCAAAAAGACGGUGGAAGGCUUGCACAAUACAUUGAAUGAGAAAUUCGUCAAGUACUGUGACAUGCAAGAGCCGCUUCAAUGGGCCUGUGCAACCAUGGCUCGACUGGUAGUGGCCAAGUUGUGGCUGGUUGUACAUCAUCCCAUGAUCAAGAACAAUCUUACAUCGCUGUCCGUCGAAGACCGCAAUAGGAUACUGCUAACUUCGAUCGAAGUGAUCGAAUUUACCCGACUCAUGGAAACGAGCGAAGCCACAAGACGCUGGGGCUGGCUCCUGGGGUCCUAUGUUCAAUGGCAUGCGAUUGCAUUUGUGCUUGCGGAACUGUGCGUUCGACCGAGAUGUCCAGGGGUGGAUCGUGCUUGGCUUGCGAUUGAUUCGACGUUCCAUGAAUGGGAGCGCAAGUCGAUGGGGAAGAAGGGGUCUUUGUGGCGGCCGUUGACAAAGUUAUAUAACAAAGCGCAAGCGUCUCGUGCGAAGGGGUAUGGACCGCCGGGAGCUGGUUGUUUGGGGAUGGCUCAGAAUCUACUUGAUAUUCAACAAUCGCAACUACAGCAGCACCAACACCAACACCAACAACAGCCACAGCCACACCAACAACAAAUAAGUCUACCACAACAAUCGAAACCAGACCAGCAGUGGCAAAAAAGUACUAGCAACAGUCCAUACCAAAGAGAUGGAAACAUGUCUCAAUUCUCUAGCCCAGGACAAUUAUCUCACUCCUCUGAUCCCAAGUAUCCCAUAUCGGCACCUUUCAUUCAAACACCAUCAACGAGCAAGACCGAUACUACCAAGCCCACACCCGAACUCAACCUUGAUCUCAGCAAGAAUAUGCCCGAUAUUUUGAGUGAUUUCAUGCCUGCAUAUACCAUGGCCAUGUCGAAUACUUCUGGCGACCACAACAUGUCCAACAUGUCCAACAUGUCCAACGUCUCAAACAUUAAUACCAUCAUCCCACUUACCACCACCAAUAUAAAUCCUACUACCAAUAUAGCUUAUCCAACAACAUCGGCAUUCUCUGCUAAUAAUACCGCAUACAUGAAUCCAAACGACAACAUCUGGCUACAAGACAAGCCGAAUGCGUUUGAGAUGCCCAUGGAUUGGGAACAGUUUGAUGAUGUGAUGCGCGAUUUUCAGCAGGAGUUUGAGCAGGUUGCCGGGCUGGGCUCGGGGGACUCUCAGAUACGGUUUAUGUGA
Molecule: messenger RNA, 2718 nt
Organism: Talaromyces marneffei
Lineage: Eukaryota; Fungi; Ascomycota; Eurotiomycetes; Eurotiales; Trichocomaceae
Exons: 2
Coding region: 1-2718 (905 amino acids)
Biological process (GO): regulation of DNA-templated transcription; DNA-templated transcription
Molecular function (GO): DNA-binding transcription factor activity, RNA polymerase II-specific; DNA binding; zinc ion binding
Source: RefSeq, a predicted model, not a curated record